Messenger RNA from Rubroshorea leprosula, 1163 nucleotides. Lineage: Eukaryota; Viridiplantae; Streptophyta; Magnoliopsida; Malvales; Dipterocarpaceae. The record is from the annotation of a GenBank genome assembly.
CCUUUGCUCUUCCAUAGCAAUUCUAAUUAUUCUUAUGGGUUCUCUAGGCAGAUUUUUCAAGAUGGAUGCUGAUGGGAGGGUCUCUGGAGCAAGAUAUGAAUGCUUGCUCUUUGACAUGGAUGAUACCUUGUACCCUUUGAGCUCAGGUCUGAACCUGGCUUGCCGGAGGAACAUUCAAGAGUUCAUGUUGCAACAGUUGAACAUUGAAGAAAGUGAGGUGCCGAGGAUGUGCUUGGAUUUAUACCGGGAAUAUGGGACAACAAUGGCCGGCUUAAAGGCACUUGGCUAUGAAUUUGACAAUGAUGAGUUCCAUGCUUAUGUUCAUGGAAGAUUGCCUUAUGACACCUUGAAGCCUGAUCCUGUAUUGAGAAACCUUCUGCUUUCCAUGCCACAGCGGAAAAUAAUCUUCACCAAUGCUGACAAGGCACAUGCGCUUGCGGUUCUCAGCAGGUUGGGGUUGGAGGAUUGUUUCGAGGGCAUAAUUUGCUUUGAAACUCUUAACCCUGCUCUUGAACAGGCUGAUUACAUGGAUGCAAUAGAUGAGAAUGCAAAUCUUGCAGGGGCUGAGGGAGAGCUCGAUAUGACUGGCAGUACUGAUGCCAACAGCGUCAGUUCCAGGUCCCGAAUUCUUUGCAAACCUGCAGUGGAUGCAAUAGAUGAUAACGCAGUUCUUGCAGGGGCUGAAGGAGAGCUCGAUAUGACUGACAGUACUGAUGCCAACAGUGUCAGUUCCAGGUCCCGAAUUCUUUGCAAACCUGCAGUGGAAGCCAUUGAAGCUGCAAUUCGCAUUGCCAAUGUUGAUCCAAAGAAAACACUUUUCUUUGAUGACAGUGCUCGAAACAUAGCAAGCGGAAAGGCAGCAGGGCUUCAUACUGUUAUUGUUGGGAGUUCGGCACUUGUUCCUGGUGCAGAUUAUGCCCUGAGUAGCAUUCACAAUAUUAAAGAAGCAAUACCUGAGAUUUGGGAAGGAGAGCAGCCAGAGCAAGUUAUCCAGUCGACCUCCGUUGAGACAGUAGUCCUUGCAUAGAUUCCACUUCCUGUUAAGCUUAUGUAAAGAUAGCAGAAGCUCUCUAAUCUGCACGAUAUACUGACACAUGAUACAGGAUUGUCCACUAGUCUAUGAUUUAUGUACUUAUCCCCAGGAUUAAAGCGUCAAAAAGCCA